Messenger RNA from Nematolebias whitei (Rio pearlfish), 1110 nucleotides. It is a transcript of the gene triqk, whose product is annotated as triple QxxK/R motif containing. The transcript is spliced from 3 exons. NCBI's taxonomy places the organism in Eukaryota, Metazoa, Chordata, Actinopteri, Cyprinodontiformes, Rivulidae. Gene Ontology annotation, cellular component: endoplasmic reticulum membrane. The coding region runs from base 1 to 219 and encodes 72 amino acids. The record is from RefSeq and is a predicted model, not a curated record.
AUGGGGGGUCGAGUAAGCUGCACAGGUAAACAGGACUACAAGAAGACAAAGCCUGUCCUAAAGGCAACGCGACUGAAAGCUGAAGCAAAGAAGAGUUCUUCUGGAUUCAGGGAUGCAUUCCUGGUCGUCGCAGCCAUUCUGCUCUUCGUGCUCUGCGUUUACGCCUUCUUCUACCUCAACCUGAGCACCGAGAUCAACCUCGAUGUGGACAUGGAUUAAGAAACGUUUGGAAGGUGGACCAAAACCUUUUGGGACUCUGUUUUGUCUACGGACAAGAUGGGAACAUGGAAAACCACCAACACGAGAUUUAACGUGCGCAAAUGAAAAUCCAAACGGCUGAAGAAGAAAGUUGUUGAGCAGUUUGGCUUCAUCCUUUAUCUUUUGUACUUCUUAUGCAACAUGGUGACAGGAGCUUUAUUUGAGAUAAUGUUUUCUGUCUUAUUAGUCGUUUAAAUGUUUUCAUAAUGUCAUCAGUUUAAACAGUGAAUUAAAACUUUAGUUAAAUGAUAUUCUUUUAUAUGUAAACACUUUUUCUUUAAACCAAAAGAGCGAAUUUUAAAAGCACAAAGGAACCUAUUUUCUAAGUUCUGCUUCACUGUUUUUAUUCAGAAGAAAAUGUUAAAAAGAAGCGCCUCCUCUGAGCUCUAGUGCAAACUACAGUAGAGACUGAGCACCGUUAAUCGUAUUCUGCACGGUUUUUGUUUUGCGCCCCCAUUAAUAGAAAAAUGUAAAUCUGCUGCUGCAGCUCCCGUCACAUUCAGGCAAACACUUUACUCACAUUCCAGUGCACAAACCACCGCCUCGCGAAGAUCUCCAGAUCACCAAGUGUGAGAUUAGAAUCCACAAAGCCCUGGUGCUGAUUGAACAUGUGUUCAGAAUACAGAACAAGGCCGUGCUGCUUCUGCACAGGCAUGGAGGCAGACACACGCAGGAUAAUCACUGUCAAUAUGAUCGGGCUCUUCCAUUUGGAUUGAAAUUACAGAGAUGAACGAGUCACUCAAGGUGAGACCACGUUUUGUUUCUUACAAGGAACAAUUUUCUAAUUUGUCCAGACUCUUGUCCUCUUAAUGAAUGCAUGGUGUCUGCAUAAAGAGGAGUAUGAAAGUUGUU